Molecule: messenger RNA, 5841 nt
Organism: Acomys russatus (golden spiny mouse)
Lineage: Eukaryota; Metazoa; Chordata; Mammalia; Rodentia; Muridae
Gene: Myh7b
Product: myosin heavy chain 7B
Exons: 41
Coding region: 16-5841 (1941 amino acids)
Cellular component (GO): myosin complex
Molecular function (GO): actin filament binding; cytoskeletal motor activity; ATP binding
Source: RefSeq, a predicted model, not a curated record
CUACCCCUCACCACCAUGAUGGACAUGAGUGAACUUGGCGAAUCAGCCUGCUACCUCCGCCAGAGCUACCAGGAAUUGAUGAAGGUGAACACUGCCUCAUGGGAUGGCAAGAAACGAGUGUGGGUGCCUGAUGAACAGGACGCCUAUGUGGAAGCCGAGGUCAAGACUGAGGCUACUGGAGGCAGAGUCACUGUGGAGACCAAAGACCAGAAGGUGCUGACAGUGCGCGAAACGGAGAUCCAAUCCAUGAACCCACCUCGCUUUGACUUACUGGAGGACAUGGCUAUGAUGACGCACCUCAAUGAGGCUGCGGUGCUGCACAACUUGCGCCAGCGUUAUGCUCGCUGGAUGAUCUAUACAUACUCGGGCCUCUUCUGUGUCACCAUAAACCCGUACAAAUGGCUUCCGGUCUACACCGCUUCUGUGGUGGCUGCCUACAAGGGCAGGCGCCGCUCGGAGGCCCCACCUCAUAUAUAUGCAGUGGCAGAUAACGCCUACAACGACAUGCUCCGCAACCGAGAGAACCAGUCCAUGCUGAUCACCGGAGAGUCGGGGGCCGGUAAGACGGUUAACACCAAGCGGGUCAUUCAGUACUUUGCCAUCGUCGCUGCCCUGGGAGACGGGCCGGGCAAGAAGGCACAAUUUCUGGCAACAAAGACUGGGGGCACCCUUGAAGAUCAAAUCAUUGAGGCUAACCCUGCCAUGGAGGCCUUUGGCAACGCCAAGACUCUGAGGAAUGACAACUCCUCCCGCUUUGGGAAGUUCAUCCGCAUCCACUUUGGUCCCUCUGGGAAGCUGGCCUCUGCGGACAUUGACAGCUACCUCUUGGAAAAGUCUCGAGUGAUCUUCCAGCUGCCCGGUGAGCGUGGUUACCACGUGUACUACCAGAUCCUCUCGGGGAAGAAGCCAGAGCUGCAGGACAUGCUGCUCCUGUCUAUGAACCCCUACGACUACCAUUUCUGCAGCCAGGGGGUCACCACCGUGGAUAACAUGGAUGACGGGGAGGAACUUAUUGCCACUGAUCAUGCGAUGGAUAUCCUGGGCUUCAGCGUGGAUGAGAAGUGUGCCUGCUAUAAGAUCGUGGGUGCCCUCCUGCACUUCGGCAAUAUGAAGUUCAAACAGAAGCAGAGAGAGGAACAGGCUGAGGCAGACGGCACCGAGAGUGCUGACAAGGCCGCCUACCUGAUGGGGGUCAGCAGUGGAGACCUCCUCAAAGGCCUCCUGCACCCCCGGGUUCGUGUGGGAAACGAGUAUGUGACCAAGGGCCAGAGUGUCGAACAGGUGGUAUUUGCCGUGGGGGCGCUGGCCAAGGCUACCUAUGACCGCCUGUUCCGCUGGCUGGUGUCUCGGAUCAAUCAGACCCUGGACACCAAGCUGCCCCGACAGUUCUUCAUUGGGGUCCUGGACAUCGCUGGUUUUGAGAUCUUUGAGUUCAACAGCUUCGAGCAGCUGUGCAUCAACUUCACCAAUGAGAAGCUGCAGCAGUUCUUCAACCAGCACAUGUUCGUGCUGGAGCAGGAGGAGUACAAGCGGGAGGGCAUCGACUGGGUCUUCAUCGACUUCGGCCUCGACCUGCAGCCUUGCAUCGACCUCAUCGAGAAGCCUCUGGGCAUUCUGUCCAUCCUGGAGGAGGAGUGCAUGUUCCCCAAGGCUUCGGAUGCCAGCUUCAGGGCCAAGCUCUAUGACAAUCACUCUGGGAAGUCACCUAAUUUCCAGCAGCCUCGCCCAGACAAGAAACGCAAGUACCAGGCUCACUUCGAGGUGGUCCACUACGCAGGCGUGGUACCUUAUAGCAUCGUGGGCUGGCUGGAGAAGAACAAGGACCCCCUCAACGAGACAGUGGUCCCCAUCUUCCAAAAGUCGCAGAACAGGCUCUUGGCCACCCUCUAUGAGAACUACACAGGCUCUUGCUCCACUGAGCCCCCCAAAUCUGGGGUGAAAGAGAAGCGCAAGAAGGCAGCAUCAUUUCAGACGGUGUCUCAACUUCACAAGGAGAAUCUCAACAAGCUCAUGACCAACCUGCGGGCCACACAGCCCCACUUCGUCCGGUGCAUAGUCCCCAACGAGAACAAGACUCCAGGGGUCAUGGAUUCCUUCCUGGUGCUACACCAGCUACGCUGCAACGGGGUCCUGGAAGGCAUCCGGAUCUGCCGCCAAGGGUUCCCCAACAGGCUACUGUACGCAGACUUCAGGCAACGGUACCGAAUCCUGAACCCCAGUGCCAUCCCAGACGACACCUUUGUGGACAGCAGGAAGGCCACGGAGAAGCUUCUGGGUUCCCUGGACAUCGACCACACUCAAUAUCAGUUUGGCCACACCAAGGUGUUCUUCAAGGCUGGACUCCUGGGAAUCCUCGAGGAGCUCCGGGACCAGCGCCUGGCUAAGGUGCUGACGCUGCUGCAGGCCCGGAGCCGGGGCCGCCUCAUGCGCCUAGAGUACCAGCGCAUGCUAGGAGGAAGGGACGCCCUGUUUACCAUCCAGUGGAACAUCCGGGCCUUCAAUGCUGUCAAGAACUGGUCCUGGAUGAAGCUCUUCUUCAAGAUGAAGCCACUGCUGCGCUCAGCACAGGCAGAGGAGGAGCUGGCUGCGCUGCGGGCGGAGCUGCGGGGGCUGCGAGGGGCGCUGGCUGCGGCUGAGGCCAAGCGUCAAGAACUGGAGGAGACUCAUGUCAGUGUCACCCAGGAGAAGAAUGACCUGGCCCUGCAGCUACAGGCAGAGCAGGACAACCUCGCAGAUGCUGAGGAGCGCUGCCACUUGCUGAUCAAGUCCAAGGUGCAGCUUGAGGCGAAGGUGAAGGAGCUGAACGAGCGGCUGGAAGAUGAAGAGGAAGUGAACGCGGACCUCGCCGCCCGCAGGCGCAAGCUGGAGGACGAGUGCACGGAGCUCAAGAAGGACAUUGAUGACCUGGAGCUGACACUCGCCAAGGCGGAGAAGGAAAAGCAAGCCACUGAGAACAAGGUGAAGAACCUGACGGAGGAGAUGGCUGCACUGGAUGAGUCGGUGGUCCGCCUGACCAAGGAGAAGAAGGCGUCGCAGGAGGCUCACCAGCAGGCUCUGGGCGACCUGCAGGCUGAGGAGGAUCGCGUGAGCGCGCUGGCCAAGGCCAAGAUCCGGCUGGAGCAGCAAGUAGAGGAUCUGGAGUGCUCCCUGGAGCAAGAGAAGAAGCUCCGCAUGGACACAGAGCGUGCCAAGCGCAAGCUUGAAGGAGACCUGAAGCUGACCCAGGAGACUGUGUCAGACGUCACCCAGGACAAGCAGCAGCUGGAGGAGAAGUUGAAGAAGAAGGAUUCAGAGCUGAGUCAGCUGAACCUGCGGGUGGAAGACGAGCAGCUCUUGGGGGCGCAGCUGCAGAAGAAGAUCAAGGAGCUACAGGCUCGGGCUGAGGAGUUGGAGGAGGAGCUGGAGGCUGAGCGAGCAGCCCGGGCGCGUGUGGAAAAGCAGCGAGCAGAGGCAGCCCGAGAGCUGGAGGAGCUGAGCGAGAGGCUGGAGGAGGCUGGGGGAGCGUCGGCUGGGCAGCGGGAGGGCUGCCGCAAGCGGGAGGCUGAGCUGGGCCGGCUGCGGCGGGAGCUGGAGGAGGCAGUUCUGAGACACGAGGCCACCGUGGCUGCCCUGCGCCGCAAGCAGGCAGAUGGUGCUGCGGAGCUGAGCGAGCAAGUGGACAGCCUGCAGCGCAUCCGGCAGAAGCUGGAAAAGGAAAAGAGUGAGCUGCGCAUGGAGGUGGACGAUCUGGGGGCCAGCGUGGAGACUCUGGCCCGCGGCAAGGCCAGUGCAGAGAAGCUGUGCCGGACCUACGAGGACCAGCUGAGCGAGGCCAAGAUCAAAGUGGAAGAGCUGCAGCGGCAGCUGGCCGACGCCAGCACCCAGCGGGGCCGGUUACAGACGGAGAACGGGGAGCUGGGCCGCCUGCUGGAGGAAAAGGAGUCUAUGAUCAGCCAGCUGAGCCGUGGGAAGACCUCGGCAGCUCAGAGUCUGGAGGAACUUCGGAGGCAGCUGGAGGAGGAGAGCAAGGCCAAGGGCGCACUGGCUCAUGCAGUGCAGGCUCUGCGGCACGACUGUGACCUCCUCCGGGAGCAGCACGAGGAAGAGGCCGAGGCUCAGGCUGAGCUGCAGAGGCUGCUGUCCAAAGCCAACGCCGAGGUGGCCCAGUGGAGGAGCAAGUACGAGGCAGAUGCCAUCCAAAGGACUGAGGAACUGGAGGAGGCCAAGAAGAAGCUGGCCCUGAGGCUGCAGGAGGCGGAAGAAGGUGUGGAGGCCGCCAAUGCCAAAUGCUCCUCACUGGAGAAGGCCAAGCUGCGGCUGCAGACAGAGUCGGAGGAUGCGACCUUAGAACUGGAGCGGGCCACCUCAGCCGCUGCGGCCCUGGAUAAGAAGCAGCGGCACCUGGAGCGGGCCCUGGAGGAGCGGAGGCGACAGGAGGAGGCGAUGCAGCAGGAACUCGAGGCUGCGCAGAGGGAGGCUCGGGGUCUGGGCACCGAGCUCUUCCGACUGCGGCACAGCCACGAGGAGGCGCUCGAGGCUCUGGAGACGCUCAAGCGCGAGAACAAGAAUCUGCAGGAGGAGAUCAGUGACCUCACAGACCAGGUCAGCCUCAGUGGGAAGGGCGUCCAGGAGCUGGAGAAAGCCAAGAAGGCACUGGAAGGGGAGAAGAGUGAGCUGCAGGCUGCGCUGGAGGAGGCUGAGGGGGCACUGGAGCUGGAAGAGACAAAGACUCUGCGGAUCCAGCUGGAGUUGUCCCAGGUGAAGGCAGAAGUGGACCGGAAGCUGGCAGAGAAGGACGAGGAGUGCACUAACCUGAGGCGCAACCACCAGCGAGCCGUGGAGUCCCUACAGGCCUCCCUGGAUGCAGAGACCAGGGCCCGCAAUGAAGCGCUGCGGCUCAAGAAGAAGAUGGAGGGGGACCUCAAUGACCUGGAGCUGCAGCUGGGCCAUGCCACGCGCCAGGCCAUGGAGGCACAGGCAGCCACGAGGCUCCUGCAGGCUCAACUCAAGGAGGAACAAGCGGGGCGCGACGAGGAGCAGCGGUUAGCUGCCGAGCUCCGUGAGCAGGGGCAGGCCCUCGAGCGCAGGGCAGCACUGCUGGCGGCUGAGCUGGAAGAGCUGAGGGCUGCUCUGGAACAGGGUGAGCGCAGCCGCAGGCUGGCUGAGCAGGAGCUGCUGGAAGCCACUGAGCGCCUCAACCUGCUGCAUUCACAGAACACAGGCCUCCUGAACCAGAAGAAGAAGCUGGAGGUGGACUUGGCCCAGCUGAGUGGGGAGGUGGAGGAGGCUGCACAGGAGAGGAGGGAAGCCGAGGAGAAGGCCAAGAAGGCCAUCACUGACGCAGCUAUGAUGGCCGAGGAGCUGAAAAAGGAGCAGGACACAAGUGCACACCUGGAGCGGAUGAAGAAGACACUGGAGCAGACGGUGCGGGAGCUGCAGGCACGCCUGGAGGAGGCAGAGCAGGCCGCCCUCCGGGGCGGAAAGAAGCAACUGCAGAAGCUGGAGGCCAAGGUGCGCGAGCUGGAGGCUGAGCUUGAUGCAGAGCAGAAGAAGCAUGCUGAGGCCCUCAAGGGAGUGCGCAAACAUGAGCGCAGGGUCAAGGAGCUUGCAUACCAGACCGAGGAGGACAGGAAGAACCUGGCUCGCAUGCAGGACCUGGUGGACAAGCUGCAGAGCAAGGUCAAGAGCUACAAGCGUCAGUUUGAGGAGGCGGAGCAGCAGGCCAGCACCAACCUGGCUAAGUACCGCAAGGCCCAGCACGAGCUGGAUGACGCUGAGGAGCGGGCGGACAUGGCAGAGACCCAGGCUAACAAGCUGCGGGCAAGGACCAGGGACGCCCUGGGCCCCAAGCACAAGGAGUGA